GCUUCCAAGCACAGCAUACCAAUCGAGGAGGAGGAGGAGGAGAAAGCAGGUGCGACGAUGAGCGGCGUGAAAGCGGUGGCGCUCAUCGCCGGCGGCGCCGACGUCAGGGGCUCCGUGCAGUUCCUCCAGCAACCCAACGGGGCGACGCACGUGAAAGGGAGGAUCAGCGGGCUCUCGCCGGGCCUCCACGGCUUCCACAUCCACGCCCUCGGCGACACCACCAACGGCUGCAACUCCACCGGACCGCAUUUCAAUCCGCUGAAGAGAAACCACGGAGCUCCCGCUGAUGGCGAGCGUCACGCCGGUGAUUUGGGCAACAUCGUCGCCGGCCCAGAUGGAGUUGCUGAGGUUUCUAUCGUGGAUGUGCAGAUACCCCUAACUGGUCAUCACUCGAUAUUGGGGAGGGCUGUUGUUGUCCACGCCGAUCCUGAUGAUCUUGGCAAAGGUGGGCAUGAACUUAGCAAGACAACUGGGAACGCAGGGGCUAGAGUCGGAUGCGGCAUCAUCGGACUUCAGUCAUCCGUUUAGAAUUUACUGCGUGAACUCGAGCAUACAUCGCACAUAUCUUCCAAAAGCAUGUAUAUAAAAUCAUUAGCCACCUCAAGAACGUGUUGGGCUUAGGGGCUUAGCAAGUUGCUGGCAGGGAGGGUACUCCAAGCUCACAAAGGAGUUAAAUCAGAGAAGCUAAAAGCUUCAUCAUUGUAUCUGAGACAUUAAGUAGGGAUCAUGUAUCAAUGACUUCGAUUGCUUUCACUUGGUAUUUACCAAAGGCUGUUCCCUCUCUAUUUCAUCAGCGUAUUGAGUUGCAGAAACAGAACACUCGAAACCUCAAGAAGAAAUCAAGUUCUGCAGUCGAGCAACAGUAGUAACCUAUUUCUUGCAGCACUGGUAGUGACAGAGGAUUAUCUCAGGUUUCGACAAACCCCUUUUAUACUUGAAGCAUUGCAAAGACAGCAUCACAUUGAAGCCGCCAUCCAGAGGGGCUCUUCUUUGAACUCCUAUUUUUAUUUUUGGUUUUUGGUCAGAGUGAACUCCUAUUUCAACAAGAAGCAUUUUUCUCUUUGGUCAGAGAGGUUAGACAAGGAUUGAGCACCUUUAGAACAAGAAGCAUUUGUUUCAA
Syzygium oleosum is the source of this 1120-nucleotide messenger RNA. Its product is annotated as superoxide dismutase [Cu-Zn] 2. Gene Ontology annotation, biological process: removal of superoxide radicals. The transcript is spliced from 7 exons. The record is from RefSeq and is a predicted model, not a curated record. Gene Ontology annotation, molecular function: copper ion binding; superoxide dismutase activity. Bases 58 to 528 code for a protein of 156 amino acids. NCBI's taxonomy places the organism in Eukaryota, Viridiplantae, Streptophyta, Magnoliopsida, Myrtales, Myrtaceae.